Rhincodon typus (whale shark) is the source of this 1156-nucleotide messenger RNA. RefSeq names its product cathepsin F-like. Gene Ontology annotation, molecular function: cysteine-type endopeptidase activity. The coding region runs from base 22 to 861 and encodes 279 amino acids. The record is from RefSeq and is a predicted model, not a curated record. NCBI's taxonomy places the organism in Eukaryota, Metazoa, Chordata, Chondrichthyes, Orectolobiformes, Rhincodontidae. The transcript is spliced from 9 exons. Gene Ontology annotation, cellular component: lysosome.
GAGAGAAGGUUCCAGAUCUUUAUGGAGAAUCUCAAAGAUGCCAAACAGAUGCAGGGAGAAGACCGAGCCACGGCUGUCUAUGGAGUGAACAAGUUCAGUGACAUUUCCGAUGAAGAAUUUGAGAAGUUUUACCUCAACCCAGCUAUAAAUGAGGAUAAUUCGACUUGGCCAGAGGGGUAUAAAUGGGCAGAAGAAGGUGAGCGAUUAGAAAAUCUGUCCUGUCCACGUAAUGUUGACUGGAGGCAAAAGGGAGCAGUCACCAGAGUUAAAAAUCAGGGGCACUGUGCUUCUUCCUGGGCCUUUGGUGUCGUGGCGAAUAUCGAGUCAAUGUGGUAUAUCAAGAAGAGACAGCUGCUAUCCCUCUCAGAGCAAGAACUCCUGGACUGCGACACAUGGGACAAAAGCUGCAAGGGAGGCUUUGCAUACAACGCUUUCAACUCUAUUCUCAGGCUAGGGGGAUUGAUGUGUUACCGUGACUACAGGUACAGAGCCUCACGGGGGUCCUGCAAACUGAUCAAAUCCAAGGUGUCAGUGAAGAUUCAAAACUUUCAGAGCAUUCGCCCACAUGAAGAUGAAAUGAAAGCCUGGGUCGCUCACAGGGGUCCGAUUGCGGUAACCAUCAAUUCAGCAGCACUGAAGGGAUACAGGCAGGGGAUCAUUCGUCCCAGGUUUGGUCAAUGUUCCUCCACCAGACUGACCCACGUGGUAUUGAUUGUGGGCUACGGUUAUUGUGGUCAUCAUCCUUAUUGGAUUCUCAAGAACAGUUGGGGAGUUAACUGGGGAGAGAGGGGAUAUUUCCGAAUCUACCGUGGGGAGCAGGCCUGUGGAAUUAACUGCCAUCCAUGUACAUGUGUUGUCUAAUAGGAGAACUUGGGAAACACGUGAACACCCCUCAGGAGUUCAAUUGGAUGCCUACUUUAAGAGGGGUCUGCUUCAGCUUCUGUAUGCGAAAUGUAUGGGUGGUCCCACCUCCAUCCCAAUCCCAGUGCCCUCUCUGACCAGUUCAGUGUUGAGGCCUGUAUUGGGCACUCGGUGGUGACACAUGGGAACCAUCGCUCCAUUGCCUGCCUGCUGCUGCCUUCCUGAAGACUGAGCGAUCCACCAGAAAUGUCUUUCCCCUUCUGCACUUGCCUUUAAUAAACCGUCAUGAGCAUCU